Messenger RNA from Cooperia oncophora, 273 nucleotides. NCBI's taxonomy places the organism in Eukaryota, Metazoa, Nematoda, Chromadorea, Rhabditida, Trichostrongylidae. The record is from the annotation of a GenBank genome assembly.
AUGAAAAAACCUAUCUUCAUUACACCAUACACUAAAUUUGCCCAUCUAAAAAUUCGAGAAGCGCUUAUAAGAAUGCAUUCAGCCACAGCACAUACAAUAACAGAAGUACUGGAUUCCCAGGCUAAGACAGCAAGUCACGAAGAUCAUAAGAAAUGCGUCACAUGUCAAAGGAUCAACAAUCUACCCUAUCGUUAUCCUAAAAUGAAGGACUUGCCAGAACGUAGGAGUACUGAAGCUUUCAUGGCAGAUCGUCAAUCAACCGGAUCAAGAUAA